UGCAGUCAGAAAAAGCCGAGGAAGUAAUUCUUUUAGCUCGUCCUCCUUCAUUCUGAUUUUUCGACCCGUUAGGAGUGGCUGAAUUCUUCGAAUACAGAGAUAAUAUUAAACACCAUGACGGCAGUGGACGAUUUAUUUAUAUGUGGUCUCGUCUACGAUUAUUUGGAGAAGAAGGAUCAAUCGUUGGCGAAGGUUUUCAAGAAGAAAACGAAAGCGCCUCAUCUACCAAAAGCGACACCGGACUUGGCUGAAGUAGUUAAAUAUUAUCAAAAAUAUGCAUCCAAAAAAAUUACCGUAACUAAGGUAAAUGAUACCAGCUCAGAUUCUGAAUCAGAGAGCGAAGAAGAAACGAGCUCUCCACAAGUUAAUGGUAAAAAAGUAGAAAUCAAAGGUGUGCCACUUAAACAGGCAGUACAACAAGAGACAACCGAAGAGUCUAGUUCUAGUGAAGAAGAUGAAAAACCAGUUCAAAAAUCAUCACAGAAAGCCAAGGUAACUGCCAAAACACCUGUUCCACAGAAAGAAGAGAGCUCUGAAGAAGACAGUUCUGACGAAGAGGAAACUCCUCCAGUUAAGAAAAAAUCUGCAAAUGAAAAGACUAAAAAGAAAUCAGAAACACCAGUAAAGACAAUUUUAAAGGCACAAGCACAGAGUAAAACAGCAGCAAAACCUGUUGGAAAAACGGAAUCAUCCUCGAGCGAAGAUGAUAGUAGUGAGGAGGAGGAAAAGAAGCAACAGCCUGCUAAGAAACAAGAUGCAACUGUUUCUAAGAAAAAACUAUCUUCCUCGAGUGAAAAGAGUAGUGAAGAUAAUACUGUUAAUAUCAAAAAAAUAAAUCCUAGCAAAACAUCCACACCAAAAGCACCUUCAAAGAUACAGCCACAAAAACAGAAUAAAUCAACACCAGCAAAACCAGUUGCAAAACAGGAAUCAUCGUCAAGUGAGGAUAGCAGCGAUGAGGAGGAAGAGGAAACGAAUAAAUCAUCUCUUUCACCAAUAAAGAAAGUAGUUUUUACUGAACCAUUAACACAGACAAAAUCAUCUUCUGAAGGAUCUUCGAGCGAAGAAAGUAGCGACGAGGAGACACCUGCGGCAGUGAAAAAACCAGAUGUCAGUAAAUCGUCAGCAUCAAAGACGACGCCUGCUAAAAAAUCUUCGAGCGAGGAUAGUAGUGAAGAGGAAGAAGAAAAAAAGCAACAACCUGCUAAGAAAUCAACUCCUGUAACUGCCAAUAAGAAAACAGCCUCUUCUUCGAGCGAAGAAAGCAGUGAAGAAGACGAGCCUCCAUCUAAGAAAUCAAAUUCUGUUAAACAAAAUGCUGUUACUAAAGUUGCACCUGUGAAGAAACAAGAAUCGUCAAGUGAGGAUUCAGAUGAUGAUUCUGAUGACAAGAAGAAGCCGACACAGAAACCAAGUGCGCAACCUAUUAAAGCAGCACAACCUAGUAAAGCAGCACAACCUAAUAAAACAUCGAAAAAAGAGGAAUCUUCUAGCGAAGAUUCAGAUGAUUCAGAAGAAGAUACGACAUCAAAUACAUUUACGCUGGUAAAACCAUCGAAAGCAGCUGUUAAGGAAUCUUCUGAUUCUGAUUCGGACUCGUCCGAAGAAGAACAACCAAAGUCGGCAGCUAAGCCAGUAACUGCGAAACCAACACCAGCUAAACAGGAGGAUUCUAGUUCAGAAGAAAGUGACUCAGAUGAGGAAGAAGCAACAACGAAAACUCCCACAACGUCAAAAGCAGUAAAGAGAAAACAUGAUGACGAAGAACCAACAAUAGCUGCAAAAGCCCCGAAAACUAAAUAUGGCAAUUUUGUGAAAGCUAAUAGUAGCUUAAGCGGAGACGACAAGUUCAACUUAAAUGCCACAUACCGGCGCGUAAAAGACGAAGAUAUCGAGGUGGAACCUGUAUUGGCUAACAAUUCAUUUGAAGCAAAGAAGGGUGCGCGUGGUUCGUGGGGCGAAAAAGCCAAUGAAGCAUUGAAAUACACAAAGGGAAAGUCAUUCCGACACGAAAAACAAAAGAAGAAACGCGGCAGUUACCGUGGCGGGCAAAUAGAUACAUCCGUUAAUUCUAUUAAAUUUGAUUAUUAAACACACGUUCAAAUUUUCAUCUUUCAAUUCUUUACCUUUGUACCUAGAUUAGUUUCGAUAAUAAGUUCAACAAUGGACAAUGACAGUUGUACUGAAUAUAAGAUUAUUAUAAUAAGAUACGUGUUAUUUCCCCAGAAUUUCAAACAGAAGAUUUUUUUUAAACAUAACUUACGGCAACUUUGAAUCAGUUUAAUUUGUAUUAAUAUUGAGACGGUGAUCUCUUGCAUAUAUACAAUAUAUAAAAAACCAUUUUACGCGAUAUAAGCAUAUAUUUAAUUGUCAAAUUUAUCAAUUUUGAGCGAGUGUUUUAAAAUUCAUUGAUCACUCUUGCGUAGUAAAACUUCAUCUAUGCUUAAUGCUAUUGUGAUCAAUUGAUUUAAAUUAAAAAUAGUCAUCAGAUUAAAUAUUUGGCAAAAUAGAUAUCACUUUUUUUAUUCUUUUCGUGAGUUAAUAGAUGUGAAUUUUUUGUCCCUAUGUGCUUAGUUUAGACCGGCACAACAUUGUUGGCAAUAUAAGUUUUAAACAAUUCAUAUCAAUGUUAGUACAGUCAAACCUCGACAAUUCGAAUCUCAAGGGAAGAGCUAAAAUCUUCGAAUUGUAGAGCUUUUAACUUAUCGAAGUUCUUUUUUCUUUUUGCAGAGCGGAAGAGAAUGAACAAAAUUUUCGUCUUAUAGAGGUUUUCGAGUUAUAAAGCUUUGAGUUAUCGGGGUUUGACUGUACGUUAAUUAAAAAAAAAAUGUGAUAACGUGUUGUUAACAAUAUUGCGCCGAUCAAGACGCAGUUUUGCAAUUACAAAUAAUAUUUGCUGGAUGAUUUUGCGUACAUCACUCAGUUUGUUAAUUAUUACUACAAGAAGAAGAAUGUUGAGAGAUCAUAUAGAGAAUAUAUAAAAAAUGUCACAAAGUUCAAUUUUCUAAUGAUAGCGCAUAUUUGACAAUUUGACUUUAUACAUAUUUGAUACAUAUGGAAUUCAAAGUUAAACACAAUAUGAAAGGUAUACAAAAUGAAUAAUAUAUUAAUUAUAUGUUUUGAUAUUUGUAUUUUUACAUUCUAUAUUUUAGAAACAAUUUUUAGAAGCGCGCCAUACAAUUAAGAAUCUCUUCCAUUGAUAUAUAACGAUAGGGGUGUCAAAUUUAAAUUUUUUCUCUUUUUUUUUAUUAUAUAUAUAUUCUCUUUUUUAUGAUUCUCGACUCAGAUCUAUCAACAGUAUUGUCUGAUUUCUUAUGUCAUUUUGUGUCCAAUGCUAUUGUUCUCUAUUCUAUUAUGUACAAGUAUUAUUCAAUAAAAGUUGUAAAUCUGCGGCCA
This is a messenger RNA of Pseudomyrmex gracilis, 3396 nucleotides long. RefSeq names its product nucleolin 1 (gene Nopp140). Gene Ontology annotation, cellular component: nucleolus; nucleoplasm. The coding region runs from base 115 to 2091 and encodes 658 amino acids. The record is from RefSeq and is a predicted model, not a curated record. The transcript has 4 exons. NCBI's taxonomy places the organism in Eukaryota, Metazoa, Arthropoda, Insecta, Hymenoptera, Formicidae.